Penicillium digitatum Pd1 is the source of this 1518-nucleotide messenger RNA. RefSeq names its product flavin monoamine oxidase family protein. The record is from RefSeq and is a predicted model, not a curated record. Lineage: Eukaryota; Fungi; Ascomycota; Eurotiomycetes; Eurotiales; Aspergillaceae. Gene Ontology annotation, biological process: positive regulation of transcription by RNA polymerase II; negative regulation of transcription by RNA polymerase II. Gene Ontology annotation, molecular function: chromatin binding; transcription factor binding; flavin adenine dinucleotide binding.
AUGGCUUCAAGUCGGCACAUCGGCAUCAUCGGCGCAGGCAUUUCGGGCCUCCGUUGCGCCGACAUCCUCAUCCAAAACGGGGCCCGGGUAACAAUCCUAGAAGCAAGAGAUCGCAUUGGUGGGAGGGUGCACCAAUCAACGGUUGGAGACCAUACGGUGGAUCUAGGCCCCAAUUGGAUUCAUGGCGCGGGGGAGAACCCUAUCAUGACCAUAGCGGACGAAACGGGGACUGUGAUGUAUGAUCCCGAGGGUGGACGGCAUGUCUCCUACUCGCGAGACGGCCACCCACUCAACGACGACGUGGGUGCUAAAGUCCAGGAAUUUGUCUGGACCACCAUCGCAGAAGCCUUCCAGCACAGCAAUCUCCACGGAGAAAGCAUCCCCGCCGAGACAAGUCUAUUCGAUUUCUUCCGCGAACGAGUCCAGCAAACCAACUUCUCAGAUGAGGAGACACAGCUCUGUCUCGAUGCCUGUAGGCUCUGGGGUACCUAUGUCGGUGAUCAAGUUGACAAGCAGAGCUUGAAAUUCUUCCGCUUGGAAGAAUGUGUUGAUGGGAGCAACUUCAUCGUGGCAUCUACAUACAAGCGCAUCCUAGAGCACGUCGCAAAAGCCGCCGUCGCCAAAGCCGACAUCCACCUCAACGAACCGAUCAUAAGCAUCAAAGCACCACCUCGCCACAACCCAUCCCCAACAAAGCACCAAGUAACCGUCACAACCGCCACAGGAACCAUAUACGACUUCGACCAAGUAGUCGUGACCUGCCCCCUGGGCUGGCUGAAACAAAACAUCUCAGCCUUCACACCGGCACUACCACCCCGUCUCGAACAAGCAAUCAAUAACAUCUCUUACGGCCGAUUGGAAAAAGUCUACGUGACAUUCCCACAUGCCUUCUGGCACACCGACAACACCAGUACCUCAACAACCAACACCGUCUUCGCCCAAUUCCUCGACCCAUCAUAUACACCCCACCCCGCACUCAUCGAAUGGAACCAAGAAUUCGUCUCGCUAGCCUCACUCCCUGAACCACAUGCCCACCCAACCCUCCUCUUCUACACCUACGGUGACGGCGGUGCAGAGAUAAUAAACCGUAUUUCAGAGCUAGACCCCUCAUCAGCCGAAUACAGAGAAUCCCUAAUUGAAGUACUGCACCCGUUCUACUCCCGCCUUCCCGGGUACAGCGCCGAAAACCCGGAUUGUGUGCCGGUUGCGCUGCUUGCUACGCAGUGGCAGAAAGAUGUGUUUGCUGGCAAUGGGUCAUAUUGUAAUUUCCAGGUCGGGAUACAAGAGGCGGAUGUGGAUGUUGAGGUUCUGAGGUCUGGGGAUGGGAUUGGUCCACUUAGAGGACUGUGGUUUGCUGGGGAGCAUACGGCGCCGUUUGUGGCGCUUGGGACUACUACCGGUGCGUUUUGGAGUGGGGAGAGGAUUGCGAGGUUGAUCUGUCGGGGGUUUGGAAUUGGGGAGGUUGGGGGAAUGGGAGUGAAGGAUGAUUCUUUGCCUUCUGCUGGGAAUGGGGCUUAA